Molecule: messenger RNA, 1326 nt
Organism: Oppiella nova
Lineage: Eukaryota; Metazoa; Arthropoda; Arachnida; Sarcoptiformes; Oppiidae
Source: the annotation of a GenBank genome assembly
AUGGUAUAUGCCAAGUUUGAAGAUUCAAGUAUAUACUUGGCUACACCCAGAAAAUCAAGUGCCGAUCCGUACGAAACGAUACACUCAUUGAAAUACAUGGACGCAGUCAUCGAAGAAACCCUACGACUAUUCCCGCCCCUCCUGUUCCUGAAUAGGGUGGCCACCGAAGACUACGAGCUAAAGGGCACCGGUAUUACUAUUAAAAAGGAUCACGUGGUGCACAUCCCAACCUACGCCAUGCAUAGAGACCCGGAAUACUUUGCCGAUCCGGAAGUGUUUAGACCGGAAAGGUUUUUAACGGAAAACAUAGCCCACAAUCCCUAUACGUAUUUGCCAUGGGGUGCCGGCCCUCGAAACUGUCUGGGCACGCGAUUGGCUCAGUUGGAGAUUAAAUUAGCCCUGGUCAAUCUCGUGCAUCGUUAUGUUUUCCACACAACAGACAAACCAUUGCAGCAAAGUGUUUCCGGUGAUCUAAUUAUAACGAAAUCAGUGGAUUUGAAAAUUGAAAGGCGAUUCGAUGAGCCGACCACUGGUUUGGACGCAUUUAUGGCCAAAAGUAUAGUACAAGUUCUGAAGACUAUGGCAUCGGAGGGACGGACUGUCAUCUGUACUAUACAUCAGCCCUCGUCUCCAGUCUUUCAACUCUUCGACAGUUUAUUACUUAUGGCCGACGGAAGGGUAGCUUUCAUGGGCUCUAUCGGUGACGCCAAGGAUUUAUUUUCAUCGCAAGGAUUAGGCACCACCCGAGGAACGCCCACAUUAAAUAUACCGAUACUGGGAUCGGGCUAUAAGGCUGGCUAUUGGCGACAAUUUAUAACACUAUUGUGGCGCUCGUAUGUAACCCUAAUCCGUAAUCCCCAAUUCAUACUAGACCGAUUGGCUAUGUAUUUGAUUAAUGUAUUCUGGAUGGGCAUUAUGUUUUAUAAUAUUGGACACGCCUACUCCGAUGCGAGUAAUAUCAUGGGAGCACUUAUUAUGGUUAUGGGAGCCAUUUGUAUACCACCCAUGUAUUUUGCUUUAGUGACAUUAGUGGAUGAGAUGCCACUGCUGUAUAGGGAGCACCACGACCGUACGUACGCUGUGCUGCCAUAUUUUUUGUCUACCAUUAUGAUCCAGUGGCGAAAUGUGGGAAACAUGUCGUCCGCCGACACCACAAACACCAUACAAUCGACGACUACUUAUACCUCCGGAGUAGAAGUGAUUGAAUCCCAGGGUUUUGAUGAGUCGGCGCUCAUGUGGUGUCCGUUUGCACUCAUGGCCUGGGCUUUGGUUUAUAUGUUUGUCGCGUAUAUCGGCUUAUGUCGGAAAGUCCGACGCAAACAGUGA